This is a messenger RNA of Protopolystoma xenopodis, 531 nucleotides long. The record is from the annotation of a GenBank genome assembly. NCBI's taxonomy places the organism in Eukaryota, Metazoa, Platyhelminthes, Monogenea, Polystomatidea, Polystomatidae.
UCUGCCUCCCUUUUUCACAUAUUUUCGCCUAAAGUUCCCGUUUCACGUGCCUUGAGGACAACGGCCGAGGGCACCAGAUCCGUCUCGAGGCACGGCUGCCAGGCACGUGUCGGACACGCGGUGUCUGAGACAAACCAUUCAAACUGGUCCGAAUCUCGGCUGCCAGAGAUUCCCACUUUUCUUGAAUCCGGUCUGCGCCAAUCAAACGCAGCCCAACCGCCCGGUCCUACCCCUCUUUCCUCCACAUCCUCCCACCACCCUCCACCUGCGAAUGAAGCUCAGACGCCUAGACGACUGUCCGAACAUUAUCGUCUGCUUGCUCGUGUGCGUUGGUCUCUGUGUGUGUGUCAUUCACACUUGCUGUGGGCCUGGGCCAAAUGGGUGAAGGAAAUGGUGUCGGCCAUUCAUAGUAAGGCUGCAGUCUCAAAUGGCGUUGUCUUUUUGCGAAAGAGGCUGAGAGUCAUUUGGCCGGAUGCGCUCCCUCGGGAGACUGUCCAUUCGCCGUUGCUUGGCACGGCUGGAAAGGAGUAG